CCUGCAUCAUCUUCAUCUCUCUACUGAAUAAUCUUCCUUCACCUGGUUUUGGGCAUCUGCAUUUUUGCUAUGAUUUCACACUACCUCUAGCGCCGUCUUCAUGUAAAUUUCUCAAACUAAGAAUGCCCAAAUUCCAUAAAUUAAUACACCCCAAGUUUUAGCUAGAAAAUAUGUAUUCCGCACCGUUGGGAACUUCUAAGCCAUUGAUUCAUUUUCCCACGGUAUUCCCCAGUCAAAGAACUCGAAAGAAUUUGUAUUUUUCCCUGAAACCCGCCAAAAGAGUGCAGCUUAAUUGCCACCCACGUGUUUUUAUACCGAAAGCUAGUUCCAAUUCGACCUCGUCGGCGAAUUCGGGUGCUGGAGAUGAGGAUUUUGUAGCCAGGGUUUUGAGGGAAAACCCCAGCCAAAUUGAACCCAAGUAUUUGAUUGGGGAUAAAUUGUACACGUUGAAAGAGAAGGAGAGCCUGAGUAAAAAGGGUUUCAAUGAGAGAGUUCAGGGGAUUAUGAAUAGGUUGAAUUUGAAGGCAUUGGUGGGUGGAAGUGUUAAGGAGAGUGGCGGUGAUGUGAAGCCGGAGACGGAGGUGUAUUUGAAGGAUUUGUUAAGGGAGUACAAAGGGAAGCUCUUUGUACCGGAGCAGGUUUUUGUGGGCAAUAUAUCUGAAGAAGACGAGUUCGAUAAGAAUGUGAAGGAGUUGCCCAAAAUGAGCUAUGAUGAUUUUAGGAAGUAUAUGAAUAGUGAUAAGGUGAAGUUGGUGAGUUUUAAGGAGGAUGGCGGGGUUCUAUAUGGUGACGCUCUUUACAGGGAUUUCGUUGUUGAUUUGAAAGAAAUUCCUGGAGAAACAAGCUUGCACCGAACUAAAUGGGCUAUGAGACUGGAUGAAGAACAAGUGCAAGAUCUUCUGGAGACAUAUGAUGGACCACGGAAAGAAGUAGAGAAGCAAACACUGGCCUGGGUUGGAAAGCUGCCAGAAUAUCCUCAUCCUAUAGCUUCAAAGAUUUCCAGCAGGGUGAUGGUUGAACUUGGGAUGCUGACUGCUGCAAUGGCUGCAGCUGCAGUUGUAGUCGGGGGAUUUUUGGCUUCUGCAGUAUUUGCUGCUACCACCUUUGUCUUUGGUGUAGCUGCAUAUGUCAUAUGGCCUCUGACCAAGCCAUUUCUCAAGCUAUUUUUAGGUCUUACAUUUGGGGUUCUAGAAAGAAUCUGGGAUAAUCUUGCUGAAUAUCUUGGAGAUGGAGCAGUUACAUCAAAACUAUAUGAGCUCUACACUUUUGGUGGGGUCUCUGCCAGUAUUGAGAUGCUAAAGCCAAUCAUGUUGGUCUUUGUGACAAUGGUGCUUCUUGUUCGUUUCACCCUAUCUAGAAGACCUAAGAAUUUCAGAAAAUGGGAUAUAUGGCAAGGCAUUGAAUUCUCUCAGUCAAAGCCACAAGCCCGUGUUGAUGGUUCCACCGGAGUCAUGUUUAAUGAUGUGGCAGGCAUUGAGGAAGCAGUGGAAGAGCUCCAGGAGUUGGUUAGAUACCUAAAGAAUCCUGAGCUAUUUGAUAAAAUGGGAAUAAAACCUCCUCAUGGAGUACUACUUGAGGGCCCUCCUGGAUGUGGCAAGACACUAGUUGCAAAAGCCAUAGCUGGUGAAGCCGGUGUUCCAUUUUAUCAAAUGGCUGGAUCGGAAUUUGUUGAAGUACUAGUUGGUGUUGGUUCUGCUCGUAUCAGGGACUUAUUUAAGAGAGCAAAGGUCAAUAAACCAUCGGUCAUUUUUAUUGACGAAAUUGAUGCACUGGCCACAAGGCGACAGGGAGCAUUCCAAGAAUCAUCAGAUGACAUGUACAAUGCAUUUACUCAAGAAAGGGAGACUACAUUGAACCAGCUCUUGAUAGAACUAGAUGGAUUUGAUACAGGCAAAGGUGUUAUAUUUUUGGGUGCCACCAACAGGAUGGAUUUGCUAGAUCCUGCCCUUCUUCGUCCUGGUCGCUUUGAUCGUAAGAUAAGAAUCCGUCCUCCAAAUGCAAAAGGGAGAUUGGAAAUUCUAAAAGUUCAUGCACGGAAAGUGAAACUAUCAAAUACUGUCGAUUUGUCGACCUAUGCAAACAACCUGCCAGGGUGGUCAGGUGCAAAGUUGGCACAACUUCUCCAAGAGGCUGCUCUUGUGGCAGUGAGGAAAAGUCAUACUGCUAUUCUUCAGUCAGAUAUGGAUGAUGCAGUUGACCGUCUCACGGUGGGUCCUAAGCGUGUCGGGAUAGACCUAGGUCAUCAAGGACAAUGUCGACGAGCUACUGUAGAAGUAGGGACUGCUUUGACUUCGCAUCUGCUAAGGCGUUGUGAGAAUGCAAAAGUUGAGCGUUGUGAUCGUGUAUCAAUUGAUCCUCGUGGACAGACACUGUCCCAAGUUAUAUUUCACCGUCUUGAUGAUGAGUCAUACAUAUUUGAGCGCUAUCCUCAGUUAUUACACCGCCUUCAGGUAUUACUAGGAGGGAGAGCUGCUGAAGAAGUAAUUUUUGGACGAGACACUUCUAAAGCAUCAGUCAGUUAUCUGGCUGAUGCAUCUUGGCUCGCUCGUAAGAUAAUCUCAAUAUGGAAUUUGGAGAACCCAAUGACAGUGCAUGGCGAACCGCCUCCAUGGAGAAAGAGAAGUAAAUUUGUUGGUCCAAGAAUCGACUUUGAGGGUUCUCUGUACGACGAUUAUGAUCUGAUCGAGCCUCCUGUCAACUUUAAAAUGGAUGACGACAUUGCAAGGAGGACGGAGAAGCUAAUGCAUGAUAUGUAUGGAAAGACUGUUUCAUUGCUUAAGAAGCACAAUGCUGCUUUACUCAAAACGGUUAAGGUCCUUGUUGAUCAGAGAGAGCUUACAGGGGAAGAGAUCGAUUUUAUUAUUGAGAAUUAUCCUCCGCAGACGCCUACGAGCCUCGUUUUGGAAGAAAGGGAACCAGGGAGCCUUCCAUUGUUCCAACAAGAUGUGGGUGAGACUGAAGAGUUGGAGUACACCAUGCUGAAUUCAUGACAAUUUGAUAGAUGCUCAUAUAAUGCCGAAAUUUUUGUUCAUUAGUUAGAUAGUUGAGAUGAGUAUGUUGUACCCAAGUUGAGAUUUCAUUUCAUUGUAAUUUUAACAUGAUAUUCAAAACAUUGUAGUCAUAUAUCACAACCACAUAUUGAUACGGA
Molecule: messenger RNA, 3148 nt
Organism: Salvia hispanica
Lineage: Eukaryota; Viridiplantae; Streptophyta; Magnoliopsida; Lamiales; Lamiaceae
Gene: FTSHI1
Product: FtsH extracellular protease family
Biological process (GO): proteolysis; protein import into chloroplast stroma
Cellular component (GO): chloroplast
Molecular function (GO): metalloendopeptidase activity; ATP-dependent peptidase activity; ATP hydrolysis activity
Source: RefSeq, a predicted model, not a curated record